Drosophila erecta is the source of this 1499-nucleotide messenger RNA. It is a transcript of the gene Hs6st, whose product is annotated as heparan-sulfate 6-O-sulfotransferase 3-B. The transcript has 5 exons. The coding region runs from base 1 to 1188 and encodes 395 amino acids. Gene Ontology annotation, molecular function: heparan sulfate 6-sulfotransferase activity. NCBI's taxonomy places the organism in Eukaryota, Metazoa, Arthropoda, Insecta, Diptera, Drosophilidae. Gene Ontology annotation, cellular component: membrane. The record is from RefSeq and is a predicted model, not a curated record.
AUGCGGCGUGUAUGCGCCCUAUCCAAACGCGCCGUCAUACUGCAGUCUUCGGAUAUCCUCGCCUAUAAUGAGCUCCCACUCCAUCAGGCCAACAGCAUUAAUGGCAAUGGUAACAGUGGGGGCGGCAUCACGGCCAUGGCCUCCAAGUCCUCCGCCCCGCAAAACAUCAUCGCCAAUGCAGGGCUGAGCUACGAGGAUGUGCUAAACGAUGACUUUCAGUUCGACAUGGAUGGCCACGACGUGAUGGUCUUCCUGCACAUCCAGAAGACGGGCGGCACCUCGUUUGGCCGCCACCUGGUCAGGGAUCUGGACCUAAAGCGUCCCUGCGAGUGCCAGCGGCAAAGAAAGCGCUGCUACUGCUUCCGACCGCAUCGCAAUGAGAACUGGCUCUUUUCCCGCUACUCGACGGGCUGGAAGUGCGGCCUCCAUGCCGACUGGACCGAGCUCACCAGCUGCGUGGACGUGGAGCUGGACAAGAACGAGGGGGAGACGGCCAAGCGGCGGUACUUCUACAUCUCGCUGCUGCGCCAACCUAUUGCCCGCUACAUGUCCGAGUAUCGGCACGUGCGGCGGGGCGCCACCUGGAAGGGAUCACGCCACUGGUGCCUGGGCCGCCAGGCCACCGCCGCCGAGCUGCCCGCCUGCUACAAGGGCAAGGACUGGCUGGACGUGGAUCUCGACCAGUUCGCCGGCUGCGAGUCCAAUCUGGCGGCCAACCGGCAGACCCGCAUGCUGGCCGACCUCGCCCUCGUCGGCUGCUACAACAAGUCAUCGAUGCCCGCCCACGAGCGGGAUCGCGUGAUGCUGGCCAGCGCAAAGCGCAAUCUGGCCGCCAUGGCCUACUUUGGACUGACUGAGUAUCAAAAGAUGUCCCAGUACAUUUUCGAGGAGACUUUCAACCUGCGUUUCGCCAUUCCCUUCGAGCAGCACAACACCACAAUCUCGGCCACUGCUGUCCAGAAUCUGCGACCGGACCAAAAGCGUCGCAUCGAGAAGCUCAACGGCCUGGACAUCGAGCUGUACGCCUUUGCCAAGACAUUGCUCUUUCAGCGUUUCGAGCAUCUGAAGGCCAAAGACACAAACUUUGAGCAGCGCUACGCCAACCUGGGCAACAUCUACUUCAAGCAGGGCGUCACGGAAUUCAACUGGGACAGCAACGUGGAGGAUGGGCUCAGCACGGAUCAUUGAACUCGAAACCAAAUAUUACCGAAUAGAAACUAGAUGUAGGACACACCAACUCAUAAAUAUGUAGCUGGGCGGGGCGAAAUUGGGGGUGGUCACUAAGGUUACCGAUACGCAGAAGCAUCAGCAUAAAAAUCAACCGAAGGACUUUAAACUAGCGAUUAAGCAUUAUGUUAAUUAAGCAGACAAAAAACAGCUAGCGAACUUGGCUUGUUUCAUUCAAAAGUAACACAACUAAAGGACAAACGAGCAAAAUCUCAGAGCGCAUAUUAUCUCUAAACCUAAAGUAAGCUAAACUAUACCAUCUAUGACCAUAA